Molecule: messenger RNA, 1781 nt
Organism: Danaus plexippus (monarch butterfly)
Lineage: Eukaryota; Metazoa; Arthropoda; Insecta; Lepidoptera; Nymphalidae
Product: putative glutathione-specific gamma-glutamylcyclotransferase 2
Exons: 3
Coding region: 328-1104 (258 amino acids)
Biological process (GO): glutathione catabolic process
Cellular component (GO): cytoplasm
Molecular function (GO): gamma-glutamylcyclotransferase activity; glutathione specific gamma-glutamylcyclotransferase activity
Source: RefSeq, a predicted model, not a curated record
GACACUUGACAGUUGACUGUUGAAAACUACAGUCGGUAAUCGGUAUUCUCGCGUGUUGGUCGUAGGAUGUCUAAUGACAUUUAAAGUUAACUAUUAGCGAUGGAACCUAUAAUAUUGAGUUGGAAAUUGUUUUCUUAGAAUAAGUUAAUUCAAGUAAUGAAUAUACCCACAAUGAAACAUACGUAAAUAAAAUGACAAAGUGAGUUAAUAAUAGUAAUAAAUUCUAGCCCGUGGUGUUUUCCUUUUGCUUUCUCUGAAUUUGUCUUUAUAAUUCGGAAAAUUUCAAACCCGAUACUCGGAAAGGUUUGCGCUAUAAAAUAAUUGGAAAUGGAAAAUAAAGAAGCAGAAACUGAUUGCACCGAAUCCAAGAUGAGUAAAGCAGUCGAACAAAAGGUUGAAGAAAUGGUGAGAAAAGAACCCAUCUGGAUUUUCGGUUAUGGAUCUUUGUGCUGGAAUCCUGGCUUUGGCUACCAACAGUCAGUUAUCGGAUAUAUAACAGGAUUUUCUAGAAGAUUUUGGCAAGGAAACACUACACAUCGCGGCACUGAUGCCAAGCCGGGGAGAGUUGCAACUCUUGUUGAAGAUAAAGAGGGAAUCACGUGGGGAAAAGCCUUCCUAAUAUCUCCGGAUGACAAAGCAGCGCUUCCAUAUUUAUCGACGAGAGAGUGCAAACUCGGCGGUUACAGAGUUUACUCAGUGAACUUCCAUUCCAGAUCAAUAAGUCUACCUUCUAGCUCGUCAAGCACUGAUACAAAAACCGCCCUCCUUUACAUAGCUGUUCCAGAGAACAAGCAUUGGCUGGGUUCGGCUCCCUUACCAGAUAUCGCCAAACAGAUCCUCGAAUGCCACGGCUCUUCAGGCUCGAACGUAGAAUAUCUCCUCAGGUUAGCUGAUUUCAUGAGAAUGGAGGUCCCUGAAGCUUUGGACGAACAUCUUUUCUCUUUGGAGAGGUUAGUAUGGAAGUUUGCUGCGGAUAUGAAAAUCUGCUUGAGGUCGUUGAUGGGUGAUGAAAAGAAGGACGACGUAAAACCGGAAGUGAAAGCUCCAAGCUUCCAAUUCGCGUCGCGGAUACCAGAUAAGAAAUUACGUUGUGUCAACAUGUGAUGUGAGCCGCUCACCUGGAUGACGAAUCGUUAUUGUGUUAUAUAAAGCUUUAAUAAUCAAAAGUUCUACACGAGUCGCGUGUUCAGUGAUUGUGAUAACGCUCAUGUAAUAUUGUAUAAAAAAUGUAAUGUCUAUAACCAUUGUUCCUCAUAUAGGUUAAAAAAAAACUUACCUGUUAUGAUAGAAACUGAUAACAAAUAACAAUACAACGGAUGCAUUCACUUAAACAUCCCAUAGUUUAAUUUUUUAUUUUUUUGAACGCUACUUUAGUGUAACAAAUCGUCAAUCGAAUCGGUAUCGAUUAAUAAUCGAUUCGAUUUGACUUGAUGAAUUCAUCGCAGAGAAAUAAACAAAAAUAAUAAUAAAACAAUAUUAAAGUUGUAUAGAUUAAUUAAACAUUUUAAACGCUGGCGUUUUUAAUGUUUGGUUAUAUUAAUAUGUAAUUUUAAUUUUCAUGUAAAUGUAAAAAAAAAAUCUUCGUAAUAACAUAUUAUGACCAAAAAUAUUUAAAGUAUUAUGGACCAUGUAUGACUAGGAUUAAGUUGAUUUAUUUAUUAUUUGACGAUAAUUUGAAAAUAAAUACAUAUUAAUAAAGAAUUUGUAUAGAAUGAUUUUUUAAGUGAUAUUCGUAUUAAAUAAACAGUAAUAUUAAAUAAAGAAAUUAAUACAACAAUAAA